Messenger RNA from Zasmidium cellare ATCC 36951, 729 nucleotides. RefSeq lists its product as uncharacterized. The transcript has a single exon. Gene Ontology annotation, biological process: pyrimidine ribonucleoside biosynthetic process; 'de novo' pyrimidine nucleobase biosynthetic process; pyrimidine nucleotide biosynthetic process. Gene Ontology annotation, molecular function: orotate phosphoribosyltransferase activity. Bases 1 to 729 code for a protein of 242 amino acids. NCBI's taxonomy places the organism in Eukaryota, Fungi, Ascomycota, Dothideomycetes, Mycosphaerellales, Mycosphaerellaceae. Gene Ontology annotation, cellular component: cytoplasm. The record is from RefSeq and is a predicted model, not a curated record.
AUGUCCACGACCGCCCCCCUCCCAGACUGGAAAACGUCCCUCAUCUCCCUCUCCCUGACCUCCAACAUCCUCACCUUCGGCACCUACAAACUAAAAUCGCACCGCAUCUCGCCCUACUUCGUCAACUGCGGCCUCUUCUCCAAAGCGCGCCUAAUCCGCGCCAUCUCCACCGCCUACGCCCAAACCCUACACGCCCACGCCCAACAAAACCCGUCCUUCGACUUCGACGUGCUGUUCGGCCCCGCGUACAAAGGCAUCCCGCUCGCGGCGACGACGGCGGAGAAGCUCGCGGGGCUGGACGAGGGGCGGUGGGGCGAGGUCGGGUAUACGUUUAAUCGGAAGGAGGUGAAAGAUCACGGGGAAGGGGGGUUGAUGGUCGGGGAGGACAUCAGGGGGAAGAGGGUGGUGAUCAUCGACGAUGUGAUGACGGCCGGGACCGCGAUCCGCGAGGCCAUCAGCAUUAUCGCGUCGCAGGGUGGGAAGCUCGUGGGGAUUAUCGUGGCGAUUGACAGGCAGGAGAAGAUGCCGAGUGAGAGUGAGAAGCGGGGCGAGGGGGACGAUGGGAGCGUGAGGGGUAGUACGAUUGGGGAGGUGAGGACGGAGACGGGGGUGCCUGUUUUGGCGGUCUUGACGUUGGAGGAUAUUGUGGAGGGGAUGAGGAAGUUGGGAAGGGGGGAGGAGGUGCAGAGGAUGGAGGAGUAUAGGCAGAGGUAUGGGGCGACGGAUUGA